GCUCCGGCUCGGCCCGCGGGGGAGCCCGGGGAGCCGCACGUGUCCUGGGUCAUGAAACUUAGUCCACAACAAGCUCCACUAUAUGGCGAUUGUGUUGUUACAGUACUGCUUGCUGAAGAGGACAAAGUUGAAGAUGAUGCUAUUUUUUACUUGAUAUUUUCUGGCUCUACCCUCUAUCACUGCACAAGUACCCGGAAAGUCAGUUCUGAUACGUUGGAGACAAUUGCUCCUGGUCAUGACUGCUGUGAGACAGUGAAGGUGCUGCUCUGUGCUUCCAAAGAGGGCCUUCCUGUGUUUGUAGUCGCUGAAGAAGACUUCCAUUUCGUCCAGGAUGAGGCCUAUGAUGCAGCUCAGUUCCUGGCAACCAGUGCUGGAAAUCAGCAGGCUCUGAACUUCACACGGUUCCUUGAUCGAUCAGGACCUCCUUCUGGAGAUGUGAACUCUCUCGAUGAGAAGGUUGCGCUGGCAUUCAGACACCUGAAGCUGCCUGCAGAGUGGAAUGUGUUAGGGACAGAUCACACUUUGCAUGAUGGUAGCCCUCGGGAAACCCUGAUGCAUUUUGCUGUGCGGCUUGGACUGCUGCGGUUGACAUGGUUCCUGUUACAGAAGCCAGGUGGCCGUGGAGCUCUCAGCAUCCACAACAAGGAAGGGGCAACGCCUGUAAGCCUGGCACUGGAGCGAGGUUAUCACAAGCUUCACCAGCUUCUGACUGAGGAAAAUGCUGGUGAACCAGAUUUCUGGAGCAGUUUAUCCUAUGAAAUCCCUUAUGGCGACUGUUCGGUGAGGCACCAUCGAGAAUUGGACAUCUAUACAUUGACUUCUGAAUCUGAAUCACAUCGUGAACCCCAUGGAGACAGUUGUACUGGACAUAUUUCUAAACUUAUGAAUAUCCAACAGCAACUAAUGAAAACAAACUUGAAGCAGAUGGACAAUCUCAUGCCUUUAAUGGUGACAGGACAAGAUUCGUCUUGUGUGCCCAGUGUACCAGAGACAGAUGACCAGUUCCUUCCCUGUGUACCAGAGCCUUCUAACCAACAGCAGCUUCCUUUUGAAGAAACUAAGAGCACUCUGUGCUGCCAAGGGAGUCCUGGGAGGAAAGCUGAAAGUUCCUGUGAUUUGUCAAGUGUGGUUGAGGAAGAAAAUGUUGUCUGUUCUCAUAAGAAAAAUAAAGCUGCGAGGAGAAAACGGGAAGAGGCGGAGCCAGCAUCUGCCAUGGACUCCAGGUCUGCAUCUCAUCAAGACAGCUGCCUUCAGAACAUACCCGACUGUGGAGUGAAGGGCAGAGAAGGCCUUCCAUCCUGUGGAAACAGAACCGAAGUAACUGGAACAAAAUAUUCUGGAGUGGCCACAUGUCAGCAGCCACUGAGCAGCACGAGCAGUGUGCUGCAGGAUGUCAUGGUCACAGAACCAGAUGCAUGCCAGCACUCUUCUGGAAGGGAGCUACCAGUCAGUUCUUCAACAGAUGUUGCUGUCCCAGAAAAGGCAGGGGAACUGGAACAUAGCCUACUUACCCCAGAUGCUACCACCCAGAGCAAUAAGCCUCAAGUAGGGGAAGGCAUAAAGGAAAGAUGUGAGAAUUCGGACAUUAGCACAGCUGAGGUGACUGCUGUUCAAGUUUUAUGUGAACCCUUAGAGAAAGCUGAUAUUACAAACCAUGUCUUUGGCUCCAGUGCCAUGGGUGCUAACACUCCUGCUGUGGCUUCAACUGCAUCAAGUCCUAAAGAAAUCCCCAUUGAAAAACCAGGAAUGGAAACUCAGGAGAGAACCUGUGAGGGGGGAACCACAAGUGACCAGAGCUCCCAGGUGCUUCCUGCUGCUGCUGUUGCUGCUACAGAAGACAAGGUUUUCGGUGGACUAGAACCUCCCCUAGUAGCCCUUUGUGAGACAGCAUCACCCUUGGAUUUAACCAUGUUGGGGCCACGAUCAGAUGGGAUGCCAAAACAAAACUCAGAGUCUAAUGCACAUGCACGGCAUGCUGAGAGCCUAAAUAGCCAGGCCCUGCUCUGUUCUCCAGCCGGGUCUGGCACGCCUUCUGCUGAGUCUGCAUGUCAGCAGAGCACAGUAACUUCUAGUGGGGGGUUGGUAGUAGAACAUGGCAGUGGUAAAGCUAGCCUGCCUGAUAGCACAACAAUUCAGCCAAAUACGCAAGAUCUUUGCACCACCCUCUGCCCAAAAGACCCACAAGCUGACACAGUCACUUCUGACACAGUGAAAAAUACCCAGAAAUCUUUGGAGUUUUGUCAUCUCUGUAUUUUAGAUGCAAAAAGUCAAGAGAAAGAUUUGAAACAAGAUACACCUUUAACGAAUGUGCUUGAGGAUGUUCCACAUCUGCCUUCAGUUGUCCUCCAAACUCAGAGAAAACUAGUGCCAGACCAGGUAUCAUCUCCAGGCAGCAGUUUCUCUCUGGCGAGGAGUCCAGAGAGUGAAUCAGUAACCAAAGAUGACGUACUUUCUCUUGUCCCCUCCCAGAAAGAAAAGGGAACAGCAACUCCUCAGCCCCAUAGAGCUACAGCUUGUAGCGAUGGCCCAGAUGGAAGAGAUUUGAAUGAUACCGAUAAGGUACGAGACGGGGCCUCUGGCCCACCUACACCCUCUGCUGUAGAGCUGCAGACCAGCAUGGGGAAUACCAGCCUUGUAGGCACUGGUGGAGAACAGGAGGGUUCCAGCCCAACAGCAACACUUGAAGUGCUGAGCGACUCUUUACUACAAGGCACGGAUAAAACUGCUUUGGUUUCUGACUCUCUUCUGCCUGAAGAAGGUGACAAUGUAGUGGUUCUAGACAGUUCCACAGCUCUGGGGCAAGAUGGCAAAGAUAAAGCAAUGAGAUGUUCUUCUGUUAAAGAAGACACGCAUUCUUCAGAAAUGUCAAGGGAAGACCAAAGAACACCACCUCCUGGGCAGGAGAUACCAAGAUUAUGUGAAAAACCUGUAUCAGCCCUCUGUGCCGAGGAGAAAGCACUGCAGCACAGUAACUCACCAGACACACCCUCUGCCUGUCUGAAAACAGAAACUAAACACAACAAGGAAGUGGCCCCACAGGUCUCCCAGCCGACUGAAGGUGAGGCUGUAAAGAGCCUAGUGCCACCAAGAACGAGUCUGUCUGCCGAUUCAAAGCAGAAAGCCUCGAGUACAGAGCAGAGCGGCUCAUCUCUGUUGCCAAGUCAGCUGCCGGGUGCGUCUGAGGCACUCCAUUGUAAUCAGCCUUCUGCUCUCAAUGUUGGUGUGGAGAAUACUCAGUUCCAAGGGGAAACUAAUGCUUGUGAGGUAAGCAGAAAUGUAAUGGAGGAUGUUACAGUGGCUGAUGCUUUACCAGCUACUGCUGAGCCCAGAAGAGAGGAUACAUCACACUGCAUCAAAGAAAUCACAGUUUCAGAGUUGUUAAACCAAGAGAAGAAAAUGACUCCAAGUUUGCCAGAAGUCUUACUGGACAAAGGUGUCACUGACUUACAGGAAGUCAUAACCCCAGAGAUAGAACCACUUGAUUGCAAGAGAGAGAAACUGGAGGGAACAGAACUUAGCUGUGCCACAAGUAACUCCAAAGAGACCCCAAAUGAUGAAGAAACAAUGCAGCCUCUGACCAGGGACCUCCCUACAGAGACAGGGCUCUCAGCAAUCAAUGACAAUGUCCCCCAAGCUGACGUGAAGCAAGUGGCACAGGCCUCAGUCCCAGCAGAGGAAAGUAAUGCCACCACUGUACUUGGAACGGUCUCAAUCCAGGCUGCACAUGUGCCUACCAAAGCAAACUCCAUAGAGGAGACCGCCACUAGGAUAGUGGAGGCUGUCAUCAAGCGAGCCAAGGCCUCCAACACACUGAUGACGAAAGUAGAAAUUCCUAAUCCAUCACUGUCCAGUCCAGAGACUAAGCAGCUGGACAGUGCUUGUACAGAGAGUACAUGUGCUUUCCUACCUGGGGAGAUCCUGCAGAUGGAGAAUACUCAGAAAGAAACCACUGGACACUGUGGUGUUGAGACAGAGGAACCAGAGAAAAUUAUUCUACCUGUCGACAGGCCUGAGCCAGCACUAGAAAUGCCAGACACCAAAACUGGAGAUGAAGUGGAUCUUGUGAGUAAGAUCAGUGCUGCUUCUGAGGAGGAGGCUGUAGGAAAUGGAACUGCCACACCCAAGAUGAAGCAAGGCCCAGGGACCCAGGCGAUCAACCGAGAAAGCUGGUGUACCAUAGAGCCCUGCCCUGAAGCAGCGUCUCUCUUAGCUUCCAACCAGAACUCAGAAUGCAGAAGCUUCAUAGAUGUUGGACUAGGCACAGAGUGUGCCUCAAAAGAAGGCGUGCUCCAGAGAGUGUCAGGGAGUGAUUCUGACCUCUUUCACUCACCCAGUGAUGAAAUGGACAGCAUCAUCUUCUCAAAGCCUGAGGAAGAGCAGUUGCUUUGUGAUACAACAGGAUCCAGUUCUUCAACAGAUGACACAGCUUCCCUGGAUCGACAUUCUUCUCAUGGCAGUGAUGUGUCCCUUCCUCAGACUUCAAAAUUAAACAGGUCCAGAAAUCAUCAAAGUUCCAAUGGCUUUUCCAGCCAUGGAGUGGGACCUGAGAGUCGAGAAGGUGAAAGUGAGCCUGCUGGCUCUGCUGAAAUGGAAGAGGAGGAGAUGGACAGCAUCACCGAAGUACCUGCAAACUGCUCUUUUCUGAGGGGCUCCAUGCGUUCUCUUUCUCCUUUCCGGAGGCAUAGCUGGGGACCUGGGAAGAACGCAGCCAGUGAUGCAGAAAUGAACCAGCGGAGUAUGAGCUGGUGUCCCUCUGGUGUGCAGUACUCGGCUGCCCUGAAUGCUGACUUUAAUAUCAGAAGUUUCAGUCUGGAAGGCUUGACAGGAGGAAGCGGUGUUGGAAAUAAGCCAUCCUCAUCUUUAGAAAUAAGCUCUGCAAACUCCAGCGAGCUCAGAAACCCUUUCAGUGGUGAGGAACAGAGAAACUCUUUGAUGUCACUUUCAGAAGAACAUCUGGAGCCAGACCAGAGACAGCAUCAUAGGAUGUUUGAUCAACAGACAUGCUACAGGUCUAAACAACAGGGAUUUAACUACUGUACAUCAGCCAUUUCUUCUCCAUUGACAAAAUCCAUCUCAUUAAUGACAAUCAGUCAUCCUGGAUUAGACAAUUCACGGCCCUUCCACAGUACCAGUGCCAACCUGACUGAGAGUAUAACAGAAGAAAACUGUAAUUUCCUGCCUCCGAGCCCCUCAAAAAAGAAUUUUGAAGAAAAGAGUGGGACUAAGGUUAGUCGCACCUUCAGCUACAUCAGGAAUAAAAUGUCCAGCAGCAAGAAGAGCAAAGAAAAGGAAAAGGAAAAGGAUAAAAUUAAAGAGAAAGAGAAAGAAGCUAAAGAGAAGGAAAAAGAUAAAAAGGCUCUAAAUGGGCACACUUUCAGCCCCAUUCCUAUUGUGGGUCCCAUCAGCUGCAGCCAGUGCAUGAAGCCUUUCACCAACAAGGACGCCUACACAUGCGCAAGUUGUGGUGCCUUUGUCCACAAAGGCUGCAGAGAAAAUCUAGCAUCCUGUGCAAAGGUCAAAAUGAAGCAGCCAAAAGGGAGCCUCCAGGCCCACGAUACAUCAUCGCUGCCCACGGUCAUCAUGAGAAACAAGUCUUCACAGCCCAAGGAGCGCCCUAGGUCUGCAGUCCUCUUGGCUGAUGAGGCCACUGCUGUACCAAUGUUUACUAACAGACGGUCUCAGCAGAGUGUCUCCCUCUCUAAAAGUGUCUCCAUACAAAACAUCACCGGAGUUGGCAAUGAUGAGAACAUGUCAAACACCUGGAAAUUUCUGUCUCAUUCAACAGACUCACUGAAUAAAAUCUGCAAGGUCAAUGAGUCAACAGAAUCCCUUACUGAUGAGGGAGUAGGUACAGACAUGAAUGAAGGACAGCUGAUGGGAGAUUUUGAAAGCGAUUCUAAACAGCUAGAAGCAGAGUCAUGGAGCCGGACAGUGGACAGCAGGUUCCUUAAACAGCAGAAGAAAGAUGUGGUCAAGCGGCAGGAAGUGAUUUACGAGUUGAUGCAGACAGAGUUACAUCACAUCCGCACACUCAAGAUCAUGAGUGAUGUGUACAGCCGGGGCAUGAUGACAGAUCUGCUCUUUGAGCAGCAGAUGGUGGAGAAGCUGUUCCCCUGUUUGGAUGAACUGAUCAGCAUCCACAGCCAGUUCUUUCAGAGAAUCCUUGAGCGGAAGAAGGAGUCUCUGGUGGAUAAAAGUGAAAAGAACUUUCUCAUCAAGAGGAUAGGGGAUGUGCUUGUCGGUCAGUUCUCAGGUGAGAAUGCAGAACGCUUAAAGAAGACAUAUGGCAAGUUCUGUGGACAGCACAACCAGUCUGUCAACUAUUUCAAAGACCUCUACACCAAGGAUAAGCGUUUCCAAGCCUUUGUGAAGAAGAAGAUGAGCAGUUCAGUAGUAAGAAGGCUGGGAAUUCCAGAGUGCAUAUUACUUGUAACUCAGAGGAUCACCAAGUACCCAGUUUUAUUCCAAAGGAUACUGCAAUGUACCAAAGACAAUGAAGUGGAACAGGAAGACCUCACUCAGUCCUUGAGUCUGGUGAAGGAUGUGAUUGGAGCCGUGGACCGCAAAGUGGCAAGUUACGAGAAGAAAGUGCGUCUCGGUGAGAUUUACACAAAGACGGAUAGCAAGUCGAUCAUGAGAAUGAAGAGUGGGCAGAUGUUCGCCAAGGAGGACCUGAGACGGAAGAAGCUGGUGCGUGACGGGAGUGUGUUUCUGAAGAGCACAACAGGAAGGCUGAAAGAGGUUCAAGCAGUUCUACUCACUGACAUUUUAGUUUUCCUUCAAGAAAAAGACCAGAAAUACGUGUUUGCAUCAUUGGACCAUAAAUCAACAGUGAUCUCCUUAAAGAAGCUGAUUGUAAGAGAAGUGGCCCAUGAGGAGAAAGGCCUGUUCCUCAUCAGUAUGGGGGUGAAAGAUCCAGAGAUGGUGGAGGUCCAUGCAAGCUCCAGAGAGGAGCGCAAUAGCUGGAUUCAAAUCAUUCAGGAUACAAUCAACUCCCUGAACAGAGAUGAAGAUGAAGGGAUUCCCAGUGAGAAUGAAGAAGAAAAGAAACUGUUGGAUACCAAAGCUCGGGAGUUAAAAGAACAGCUUCAGCAGAAGGACCAGCAGAUCCUCCUCUUGCUGGAAGAGAAGGAGAUGAUUUUCCGGGACAUGACUGAGUGCAGCACUCCCUUGCCCGAGGACUGCUCCCCAACGCACAGCCCAAGAGUACUCUUCCGCUCCAACACAGAGGAGGCUCUCAAAGGAGGACCGCUAAUGAAAAGUGCAAUAAGUGAAGUGGAAAUCCUUCAGGGUUUGGUGAGUGGAAGCCUUGGUGGCACACUUGGACAGUCUAUCAGCAGCCCUGUUGAGCAGGAAGUCGUGGCUGGGCCCAUUUCUUUGCCCCGGAGAGCAGAGACCUUUGGAGGAUUUGACUGUCAUCAGAUGAAUGCUUCCAAAGGAGGUGAGAAAGAAGAGGGUGAUGACGGCCAAGACCUUAGGAGAACAGAGUCGGAUAGUGGUCUGAAAAGGGGUGGAAAUGCUAACCUGGUAUUUAUGCUUAAAAGAAACAGUGAGCAGGUUGUCCAGAGCAUUGUUCACCUCCACGAACUCCUUAGCAUGCUUCAGGGUGUUGUGCUGCAGCAAGACAGCUACAUUGAGGACCAGAAGCUGGUGCUGACAGAGAAGGCACUCACAAGGAGUGCAUCCCGUCCCAGCUCUCUCAUCGAGCAGGAGAAGCAGCGGAGCCUGGAGAAGCAGCGACAGGACCUGGCCAACCUGCAAAAGCAGCAGGCACAGCACCUAGAGGAAAAGCGCCGACGUGAGCGUGAGUGGGAGGCCCGUGAGCAGGAGCUUCGAGACCGAGAGGCCAAGCUGGCCGAGCGGGAAGAGACAGUCCGCUGUAGGCAGCAGGACCUAGAGAGGGACCGUGAAGAGCUCCAGCAGAAGAAGGGCACUUACCAGUGUGAUCUAGAGAGGCUACGGGCUGCCCAGAAACAGCUGGAAAGAGAACAGGAACAAUUGAAGAGGGACGCAGAGCGGCUCAGCCAGAGGCAGAUGGAUCAGGACCUUUGCCAGGUUUCAAAUAAACAUGGCAGAGUGAUGCGGAUCCCAUCCUUCUUGCCCAAUCCGGAUGAGUUCUCCUCGCCGUCUGCACCUUCUAUAACCAAAUCAGGCUCACUGGACUCAGAACUCUCAGUGUCUCCUAAAAGGAACAGCAUCUCUCGGACACAGAAAGAUAAGGGGCCUUUCCAUAUACUGAGCUCAGCCAGCCAAACAAAAGUUCCAGAGGGGCAGAGCCAGGCCCCAUCCAGCACCUCCACUUCCACCCGACUCUUUGGGUUAUCUAAGCCAAAGGAAAAGAAGGAGAAAAAAAAGAAGAGCAAAGGAAGCCGUGCUCAGCCUGGUGAUGGCCCUGCUUCGGAAGUACCAGCAGAGAGUGAAGAGAUCUUCUGUUGACCCAUCUCCUCUGCCAGGGCAGCCGCCUUCUAACCCUGACUUGACAGUGGAGCCACCAGGGCUCUCCUGCUGCCCCUGUGCAGAAGUCUCUUACACUGGACGCCCACUGCCCCUCAGCGUCCAGUCCUCCUGAGCUACCCCAGGUCCUGGACAAGAAGGAGCAGCACCUGGGUGGCAGGAACAGACACUCAGACUCUACUUCAGCUCUGACCCCUGACUGCCCAGGGCUUGGGUGGGCCUGGCCUUACUCAGGGUAUUACACUGAAAGUCGUGACCCUAGAAGUAGGUAAUAGUUUGAGACGUGUCAUGAUUCCCUAAAGGCUCAGAGGGUUUUUUCCAAAUGAGGUCUGAAACGCUGCCUUGCAUUUUGGGGAAAAAGAACCAGAAUCAAGGGGCAGAUAGUGCAGACUGUGUGUACAGUGGCCAUCUUUGUGUACACAUGGAGUACACAGCUGUGCACACAGUUCUUCUCAAACAUCAGGAUGCUUAGCCCAAGAGCAAGCACGUGACUGGCUAGGUGCUGCUCUCUGGAUACUCAGUAUUUCACCCUGUGGGCCUGUGAGAUUGGGUCCCUUGAAAUGGCCCUUGUGCACACAGCACCCCUCUCUGUAUGUACACCUCAUUUCAUUUAGGAAGAACAACAAAUGCUUGUGCAACCAACAAGAGGCCUGAUGCGAACCAAAAAACAUGGUCUGCACUGUCUGUCUCCGGACUCUAGGCUGAACUCUCUCACUUCGUAUUCAAAUCAGGAAGAAACAUACUGCCUGUCCUAGAUGCCUGUCUCCAUGCUCUGGGCACGGAGGAAGUAGAGAGGACUCCUCACCACUGUCCCCAGUAUGACACUUUCCAUUUGUUACUGGUCCUUGUGGGAAAGCAUACACCCUGUUAAUGCUCCCAGCCACCAGCUGCCUGACUAACACGUACCCUGAGGCUUCUCUGGGAUUACUGGUGAGAAGUAGGUUCCUGUACAGGAGUUAAGUCUUUCUGGUGGUUGUGCCAAUACAGAGAGGGGAGCUGGCCCUUAAGCAUGGCUGCGUGCAAGCGCCUCAGUCACACGUCCUCCUCACAUAUGGUUUUCAGAUGCAGUUUGCUUGGUUGCGCUCUUACCCUUGAAGCUGUCAAGUGCUGCCUGUCUCUCUUCUCACCCUCCGACUCCAUGCAUUGAUCUGUGCAUGCUUGAGGCCUUCACCAGCUCAUGUGUGCAGGACAGUUCAUUGGUAAUGUACCCUCUAAGGCUCACAUAGUCCCCAUGAGGGGCGCUCUGGGGCCUGUGCUUCACGCAUGGCCUUCCGUUCCUGCUUUUGCCCUCAGAAGCACAGGGCUUUGAACCAUUGUGCAGAAAACAAACCUGUAACUUGGUGCUUGUUGAUGACCUGCAAGCUGGUCUUGCAGGAACAGAUGUUUGUCUUUCAGUUUACUUGAAAGAGUUCUGAUUUAAAUUUUUUAGCCUAAAUUUGCUUUAUUUAUUUUGUGUUUGUGUUUUUCUUUGUUUUAUUUUGAAAAUGAACCAGUACUGGCCCAACAGUUUAAACCAUCUUUUGAGUACAGAAAAUGAAGUGUCUGUCCAAGUGCUUGAAGGUCCCAGGAAGACUGGGGUUGAGAUGGGUGCUGUCCCCUUCUGUUUCAGGCCCAUGGGAGCUGUCCCCUUCUGUCCCAGGCCCAUUUUUUCAUAAGGAACAUUUGUUCUUUUUUAGAGAUUUUUAAAGUUGCCCCAUUUGCUACUUUUGCCUCUUUUUGACAAGAUUGGUUUGGCUCUUUAAAUUCUGGGGGUUUUGUUUGUUUGUUUGUUUGUUCGUUUCCUUGGUUAUAUUUUGUUUUGGUUUGGUUUGGGUUUUUUUCCCUACUAAAACUAUAAUGUACUUCCCUCAACUUUAACAGCAAGAAGUUAGUUGCUUCCUUCUCCCAGUCCAGCUUUGACCUCUCCAGCUGUCACAGCAGAGCCUGGCAUGCCUCAGAUCCACAGGGUUUGGCAGGCCCUCCUUGUCCCUGUCUCUGAACACCCCCCUCAGGGAGACUGCACUUCCACAGCAAAGUACUUCUGCUUGAGGGAAAGAGCCUGACUCCCACCUAGACUUGACAGAAAGUCAGACCAAGCCCUACCCUCCUCCCUGUGCAGAGGGAAGCCAGUGACCGCCUCCAGGUUCACUCUGACACACAGUGAGCCACUGUCCACCCCUGGAAGCUUCAUUCCUGUCCCCACACCCCCAACCCCCACCCCCACCCCCCUACCAACCAACCCCUGCCCUCUGACCCAACCAGCUGUGUUGUAUUUGGGUUGCUUUGGUUGUUUUAAAAAACCAAUUUGACUUCUACCCACAUUCCCCCAAACAGUGGCCAGUGACAAUUGGGAGAAGUUAAAAUCAAAAGUAUCCUAAGCUGCCCAACUUCCUUCAGGAAGAGAACCAUUUGCCAAGAACUGUUUGACCUGCCUGCACUGCCUGGCCCCUCAGAAGUCUGUCACGCUUGGGGAACUGCUGCUUCUGCACUUGCUUAGGUCCCUGAAGAUUGCUGUGGCUGAGUCUUCUGUGGAUUCUCUAAUAUGAGAAGGGUGGUCUCCUAGCAACCAGGAUUGUGUCCUGUCUUGUUCCCCAUACUGAGAAAUCAUGAUUUUUAUAUCAAGCUAAAGAAAUCAUUGCUUUGUGGGACAGGCGGAAAUUGAGCCGAGCCUUGUGGAAUCUAGUGAACUUUCUGGAAGAUUGUAUCUUCUCUCAGAGAUUAUAAUCAUCUCAGUAGUUGUCAUCCCAUCUGGGUGACAUGUGCACUUUAAAUGACCUCUCAUCAGCUGGCUUCAUCUUUGAGACAAUCAAAUCUGUUAACUUUUUUCUUAGAAGAUGGAGAGGGUUAAAAUAAAGACAUGUAUGUCUGUA
Messenger RNA from Grammomys surdaster, 11303 nucleotides. It is a transcript of the gene Akap13, whose product is annotated as A-kinase anchoring protein 13. The transcript is spliced from 37 exons. The record is from RefSeq and is a predicted model, not a curated record. Gene Ontology annotation, cellular component: actin cytoskeleton; membrane. Lineage: Eukaryota; Metazoa; Chordata; Mammalia; Rodentia; Muridae. The coding region runs from base 52 to 8436 and encodes 2794 amino acids. Gene Ontology annotation, biological process: positive regulation of canonical NF-kappaB signal transduction; adrenergic receptor signaling pathway; regulation of Rho protein signal transduction. Gene Ontology annotation, molecular function: guanyl-nucleotide exchange factor activity; MAP kinase scaffold activity.